Messenger RNA from Anopheles funestus (African malaria mosquito), 972 nucleotides. RefSeq names its product RNA transcription, translation and transport factor protein-like. Gene Ontology annotation, cellular component: tRNA-splicing ligase complex. The transcript is spliced from 2 exons. Lineage: Eukaryota; Metazoa; Arthropoda; Insecta; Diptera; Culicidae. The record is from RefSeq and is a predicted model, not a curated record. Gene Ontology annotation, molecular function: RNA binding. Bases 102 to 863 code for a protein of 253 amino acids. Gene Ontology annotation, biological process: tRNA splicing, via endonucleolytic cleavage and ligation.
ACAUUCCGCAGACAAUACAAAACAAGUCGAAAAGUGAAGAAUAGACACGCGAAAAUUCUCCCAACGGUGUUUUAUUUGUUUCGCAAUUUUUCGUGGCAAGAAUGUUCGAACGAUAUCUGUCCGCUUUGCAAUAUACCGGCAACCAGCCAGUUAAUAUUGAUGAUCUAAAGGAAUUUCGCUCGCUGAUCUCAUGGUUGGAAGAUCAGAAAAUACGCCAUUACACGAUCGAAAGCCGAGAAAACCUGAAGCAGAUCGGUUCGGUCGAUGUAUGGGAGGCAGCGUACGAAAAGUACAAGACCGACGUUGGGCUCCCCUAUGAGCUGGCAACGCGGCAAGAGCAACUGACCUGGCUGCUUCUUCACGCGGUCCGGUUGGAGUAUUCGGACAACGUGGAGACCUACCGACCGCUGAGCGGUGCUAGGAAGGUAGAAGAGCAGAAGAAAUCAAACGCACCGGAGGUGAAAUCGGCCAAUCCGUUCGAUAGUCUCGAUUUUACCAACGCUCAGUUCGAGGAAGGCGCUCGCAAACUAGCCGAUCGGCUUGGCAUUGCCUACCACCCGGAUCAUCUCGUUUCACUGCGUGCCGCCGGACGUGUCAUUCACGAUUGUCUUAACAAGGAGUCGCUAAAGGAACCGCUCAUCACCGGACAACCUUUCGCAUUCGGGGGCGACAAUAGUAGCACUGCAGGGAAACCGCAAACGGGCGUAGAACGGGAUAUUGAAAAGGCGGCCCAAAUACUGCGAUUGCUGCAGAUACAGAACAUGCGCUCGAUGCAAACCACGAUAAACGAAACGAUCGUGGCAGUGCAGAACGUUACCGCCGAUCCGAAAACGGAUUCGGCACUGGGGAAGGUGGGCGUGUAAGGAAGCAAUACUUGUGAUACGUACAACUGCGUACAUACUUAAACUAUGUUAUAAUUAAUAAAAAUCCGGUCAAUCAUUGUUUCUAUUUAAUGAAAUGGUUUUAUGUUGC